CUCUGCAGCUUUUGUGUGUACAGUGCAAGACGAUUCGGUAAUGAGCAGACAACGAAAAUGCAGCAUUGCAGGGGCGAUGCCUGUAUGCCUACUCAUAUGCUAUUGUUAUUAUGGCCGCGUUUGUAUAAACAAAGGAGAGCCCUACUACACUGGGUUUGUGAGUCAAACGACGUGCGCCGUGCCUCUGUCAUUAUAUUAUAUCCUUUUUGCUGCGGCGCAUCUUCUCCGCCAGCAAAAACUUGGCUUGUACAUGCAGCGCAAGGAAUGUUCACCAUGAGGGGCGCCACACGCUCGAUUUGUGCCCUCGUCGUUGCGUUCGCGCGAGGGGCAACCUGUUGCGGCUUAAACCCACUCGAUCUCCAUUGCUGCCUGUGACCUUGCUACUCAACCCAAUUGCCGAUCCAUCCGCUCGCCUCGUUCCGCCUUUUUAUAUUAUCAUGCGCGCAUCGAUUUUCAUUGAUCCGUCAUCGUGUGAUAUCCGCGAUCGUUUGAGAGUCACGACGCAACACUCCACGUUACAUAUCGAUUACAUCGACAUUGCAUUCGAGCACUGUAAGCUUUAUUGUUGACGAGCAUUGCGAUCCACUAUAAUUUUUCAUCGCGAAUUUUUUUUGACACUUUGGUUUUGAAUGAAAAUUCACGAAGAAUACGUAAUGUGUUACAUACUUGAUCAACACUGUGACCGUAAAAAUAAAAUACUUGAUCAAUGUAAAAUUAGUCAGAUUUGCGAGGAACUUUAUUUUUUGAGACCUUUUAUUUUUGCUUUGAUCGCGUAACGAUUUAAACUAUCAAAAUAUCAAAUUAACGAUAAGUUAGUUAUACAUGAGGAAACAUUAAUCAAAAUCUGUUGUAUAGAUUUUUUAAGAAAUAGAGUAAUAUCAACCCGAAAACAGAUUCCCAUUAGAACCUGCCUUAAAUUCAUAAAUUUUGUUUUUUUAUAUCUUAGCUUCAGCUGAUUUUUAUUGGAAUCAUAAAAACCCUCUCCCAAAAUUUCAUAAAAUUCUCUUCCCCAAUACCGCAACUGCCGAACCAUUCUCAGAAUUAUUCUCAAGUGGUCGAAAUCGUAUCACUCGAGAAAUUUCGAGUCGCAGUUUACAUUAAUGCACCGUAAAAUAAUUGCGUCUGACACAAUCGCAGGUUUCCUCUACUUACUGACCCUGCGUGUAAAUGCAGGCCACGUGACCGCCUGCGAGCCAUGUGCCUUAAUAUCGCGCAGUCACAUUCCUCCGCCAAGCGAGCAGACUUCUCUAUUUUGCUGUCUGCUAUUCACGCUUCGCUUGCUUAGAUGGCAGCUUCUUGUACAUGCUUAUGUUAUGAAUGCUCAUAUGGCUUGAGCUGCUUCAGCAUCGGUAGUGAUAACAUACCGAAAUAUGUUAUAAUGAGCACUUGCAGUGACGUUUCAAUCGACUGAGAUUCUACGCUUUAUCGAGUGCGUAAUGUUUGGUUCACCGUACAAAUUCAAAAGUACCAAGUAUUGCAAUUAUGAGUUACUUUGCGGUGCUACGUCUCACCAGAUGCAGAACACUCGAUAGGUGUUUGAUUGAGAGAAGCUUCAGACAAGUAGUUCCUCGAUUAUACUCUGUAAAUAACGAUGAAGCUUACGACAGAAAACAAGAAAUCAAACGGUUACGUAGGGUAAGGAGAAAAGAGAUUAAGGCCCGGUUAAUUCAAGAUUUCGAAAAAACAAAAAAAAGAGUCGAGGAGAUCAUUGAGAGAGAAAAUAUUUGGACAAUACCCAAUUUUCUGUGUGUUGGACGUAUAUUAUCAACUCCAUGGUUGAGUUACUUGAUAGUAUCUCAAGAUUAUAAAGUAGCUCUUUGGCUUCUUGGAUUUGCCGGUCUUUCAGAUUUAGCUGAUGGAUGGAUUGCACGCACAUGGACAUCGCAAGCCUCAAAGCUUGGCAGUUUUCUUGAUCCUGUAGCCGAUAAGCUACUGGUUGGCACAAUGUUUUUAUCGCUUACUUGGGUAGGAUUGAUACCAAUUCCUUUAACUGCCCUUGUAGUUUCCAGGGAUGUUGCUUUAGUAGCUGGAGCAUCUUAUGUUAGAUACCGUUCAUUGCCACCACCGAAAACACUGGCUAGGUACUUUGAUGCUACACAUGCAACAGUUCAAUUAGCACCAACAUUCAUAAGUAAAUGUAAUACUGGAGUCCAAUUACUAUUGGUAGCAGGAACACUAGCUGCGCCAGUAUUUCAUUUUGUUGACCAUCCACUGCUUCAAGGUCUUUGUUAUUUAACAGCAAUUACUACUAUUGCAGGAGGUGCUAGUUAUUUAUUUACAAAAAACACAUAUAAAAUACUAUCAAAAAAAGAUAGCACAGGCAGGCAAUCAUGUAAAAAUAAUUGAAAUCGAUUGACAAAAAAUUGUAAAAAACUGUUUCUA
Molecule: messenger RNA, 2382 nt
Organism: Trichogramma pretiosum
Lineage: Eukaryota; Metazoa; Arthropoda; Insecta; Hymenoptera; Trichogrammatidae
Gene: CLS
Product: probable cardiolipin synthase (CMP-forming)
Exons: 4
Coding region: 1483-2346 (287 amino acids)
Biological process (GO): cardiolipin biosynthetic process
Cellular component (GO): mitochondrion; membrane
Molecular function (GO): cardiolipin synthase activity
Source: RefSeq, a predicted model, not a curated record